AUGUCUUGUGCAUAUAAAAAUCCAUCAACAAUUAUUGGUCUCAUACUAGGAACUGAAACAAAUGCAUGUUAUAUUGAAAAUUUAGAUAAAAUUGGUACAUGGAAUGGCGAUUAUAAUGAUCUAAAACAAGUUAUUAUUAAUACAGAACGGAGUGCUUUUAGUGAUAAUGGUUGUUUUAAUUUUAUUCGAACUAACUUUCAACUCAAUCAACGAUUUGAUUCACUUAUUACUCAAUCUCAACGACUUCAUUUUAAUUUUAUUCAAUGUCAUAAAGAUGAUUUUCGUUUGUGUAUAGGCCUUUUACCCGCCUAUAUCGACAAAAUAGAAGAAUUAGCUAUAUCAGAACAAGAUACACCUGGUCAAGUUUAUGCUUUUCUCUCUUUCUUUCGAUUGUUUGUAUUAUUUAUAUAUCUUCGAAUACUUUAUCUUCAUUUUAAUGAAGAAGCUCUCGAUUGGAAAAUUGUUGAAAAUGCUCUUUAUUCCUCACCACAAACAAAGAUCGACACUUUAUCAAUAAAAGAAAGUAUCAAAGAAAAUAGACUCUCAGUAGGAAACGCUACUGCCCGUAUUUUUAGGUUAAAGUCUUUACAAAAAUUUUCUCUUUUGAGCGACUUCACUCGUAUGAACUGGAGUAAUUUAGCAAAGAUCUCGUCAAAUAUAGAACAUUUGACUAUUUCUGGUAUACAUUGUGAAUUUGAAGAUCUACAAUAUAUUUUCCGGUGUGUUCCUUGUCUUAAAGAUCUUGAUGUUGAAAUAGCCAGUAGAGUUUCUUUUUUUGGUGAAAAAGCAAAGCGUUCAAAACAGAAUAUUGCGGUAAUGCCGAUACUUCGUGCAUUCGUCUUAUGUUUUGCUGGCAACAGUUUAGUAACAAUGGAUAUGUUAACAGAAUAUUUGAAUUCGAUGCCUGUUUUAACAUAUCUUGAGAUCAAAGCACACAGUGAACUUCUUGAUGUAAAUGCAUGGAAGAUGCUGUUGGAAACAUCAUUACCAUAG
Rotaria sp. Silwood1 is the source of this 993-nucleotide messenger RNA. NCBI's taxonomy places the organism in Eukaryota, Metazoa, Rotifera, Eurotatoria, Philodinida, Philodinidae. The record is from the annotation of a GenBank genome assembly.